CCAAACCAUACACACAGGCAAGGUCUUUAUGCAGAGGGGAUUUGUAUGCAUACAGUGCCUAUAUACACAAUCCCAGUAUACAGAUCUAAUAGAGCAUGCCAUUCAGUGCACUGGCUGUACAUAUACUUCAAGCUGUCUGGCAGAGUUUUGUGGUUUUUCUUCCAGCAAUAUCCAUUGAGGCAUUUUAGAACUUUUGUUUCAUUUUAUCUGCCCAAACAUUUUGUAUACUUUUUAGCUGACAUCAUUUGACCAGGCAAUGAUCUUCAUGAAUGUAAUUUACUAAGUUUUGAUCAAGGCCAGAGACUGCAGUUCUACAAAAUGUUAUUGCUUACUCAGACAUACAUGUAAUGAGACACUGUGACAAUUAAGCAAGGAUAUCACUUUGGGAUUAGUAUAUCUCAACCACCAGCAACCAGCGAUCAUAGCAUCCCGGUAACACCUGCAACUUCGCCAACACUACAAGCAACACCUACAACUCUCAGGUUGCUAACGUACAAACUUACAGUCUACCCCUGCAGGCAACAACACAGCAUCAUCUUGCAUCAUGUAUCAUAUUAGCAUCACUGACAACAGUUAGGUAGCGCUUCAGCAACAUUGCCUACCACUUCCGCACUGCAGUUUCAUACCACUCCUACAACACGCAAACGGACUUAUCAUCGGCUGAUAAAAAGUCAGACGUGAUUCAUUCAAGUGGAAAUGAGCUAUCACAACUCUCUUCCACAUCUUUAACGUCAGCAAUGGCAUCAAAGACCACAUCAGCAAUACCAUCAACCACAUCAUCUGACCGUGAAGGUAAUAUUAUUCAAUCAAAAUCAAGCUUUGCGGAGGUAUUGAAUCUACAAACCACAAGCACACUGACAGCAUCAUCCUGCAAUGAGAAAACAACUAGUUUCGCCACCAUGCAACCUACAACCCCAGUUGGCAACACAGACAAUGCAUUCCCAAAGAUUCUUCAAUCUCAGGCAGUGGUUAAUGCAAAGAGAAGUUGCCCACAGAAUGGGCAAACUCCUGAACAUGCAACAUCUCUCACAACACCAACCACACCGACGGUCAAGCAGCCACACCUACCACUACCAACAGUCAAACAGGAACUUGUUCAGAGCAGAAAUGUGCAAGCGGAUCGGUGUCAGGUUCAGAACCUUAUUCAUCAACAAUCUCACCUUCAGCAACUGCAACAACAACUCUACCAUCAAACCGAAUACGACCUGCUUCUUCACCCCAUCCCAAUGUGUCACAGCCAUUUCAUCCAGGCAAGCUUUCUCGCAACCAGUUACCCCUCGAUAUGAAGAUUGAAGCUAUACGUCUGAGGGAGGAGGAGGGGCUAAGUGCGCGGAGCAUCAUGGAGAUCAUGAAUAUGCAUGGGUUUAAAUGUGGAAAGACACAAGUG
Molecule: messenger RNA, 1387 nt
Organism: Lytechinus variegatus (green sea urchin)
Lineage: Eukaryota; Metazoa; Echinodermata; Echinoidea; Temnopleuroida; Toxopneustidae
Exons: 1
Coding region: 738-1286 (182 amino acids)
Source: RefSeq, a predicted model, not a curated record